Molecule: messenger RNA, 1358 nt
Organism: Agrilus planipennis (emerald ash borer)
Lineage: Eukaryota; Metazoa; Arthropoda; Insecta; Coleoptera; Buprestidae
Product: EARP-interacting protein homolog
Exons: 7
Coding region: 173-1282 (369 amino acids)
Biological process (GO): protein ubiquitination
Molecular function (GO): protein binding
Source: RefSeq, a predicted model, not a curated record
AUCAAUGAGUAAUGCGUAAACGUCUAUGGUAAACGCCAUCAGACAUAUAACCUCAAACUUCAUUCCUUUCAAACUAUGUUUAGAGUACUAGAGCGUAGUGUGAUUGUCGGUGUUUUUGUAAUAAAUGCUUAUUUAACGAUAGGUGAAAACUACUCUUUUGAUCAAAAUCAAAAUGGAAAACGAAACAUUAAUAUACGGUUUAGAAUUCCAGGCUAGAUCACUAGCCCCUGUACUAGCAGAUACGGAAAAAAUUAAAUUUUUAAUAGGUACACAAUCGUUAAAGCAAAUUUGCAAUCAAAUUCAUUUAGUUGAAUUUAAUGAUGAAGAGUCUACUUUGAAAACAACAGUUUAUCAUCAUUAUGAAGGUGAAAUAUGGAAAAUAAAUUCUAGUCCUACUGAUGAAACAAAAAUCUCUAUUUGUUGUAAUUCAGUAAAUGAUGAUAAUGGUUGUAUUAUGAAAACUGCUAUAUAUAAAUUUCCUGAAAAUACACAACGGGAUAAUAUAGACAGUGUUAAAUUGGUAAACAGUUUCAACUCUGAAUUAUAUGGUAGUGAUUUGAAAACCAAUGAGUUUCAUCCAUUAGAUCAAACGAAAUGUGUAACUGUAUCGGAAAGUCAUAUAGUAUACUGGGAUAUUUUAGAGAGUAAUGCCAGUUGUAUUUCAUCUGUUGCCUUGGAAGGAAAAAAUAAUCCAAAGUUUACAAAUGGCAAGUGGAAUCCUCAUCAAAAUUGUAAUCAGUUUGCAACUACUGUAGACACACAUAUUAAGACAUAUGAUCUUAGAAGCAGUCAAAUAUGUUGGCAUAUUGACAAUGCUCAUGGUCAAUUAAUUCGAGAUAUAGACUUUAAUUUGAAUAAACAGUAUUAUCUGGCAAGUUGUGGUGAUGAUGCAUUUGUUAAAGUAUGGGACUUUAGAAAUCCUUCCCAACCUGUGUAUUCACGAAGUGAUCAUUCGCAUUGGGUUUGGUGUGUGAGAUUCAAUCUGUUUCAUGAUCAACUUCUUUUAAGUGCCAGUUCUGAUGCAAGAGUAUUGUUGUUAAGCGCAGCAAGUGUUAGUUCAGAAAAUUUAUUAAAUGAUACUACUCUAGGAAACAGUUCGGAAUGUACUGAAAUAAAACAAAUGCUACCAGAUGGUCCUUUACAAUGGUGCGAACAUGAGGAUAGCGUUUAUGCUGCUGAGUGGUCUCCCGCAAGUCCCUGGAUUUUUGCGUCAUUAAGUUACGACGGACGACUAUUGAUUUCUAGAGUUAAGAAAAAUUUGAAAUAUCAAAUAAUGCUAUAAUUUAAUUUCAUAUUCAUUAAUUUAUUUAUAGUUACUGUUUAACAAACUUUCUAUAAUAAAUCUGUCAUUAAAUUAA